AGGAUGGAGUCGGGCAAGGAGCCCCCAGUGACCACGGGGGAGAAGCCCAGCGAACCAGAGCCGGCGGUUUCCUUCCAGGCCCGGCUGUGGAAGAACCUGCAGCUGGGGGGCAAGGGCCGAAGCGGCGGCGGGCGGGCAGCAGCCGAGAGCCGCACUGCGGAGCCCCUCGCCCCGGCGCCGCCGGCCGGCGGCAAGGGGGACCCCCAGCCCGGCGGCAAGUGGAGCGGCUUCAAGCGGCGGCGGCAAGUGCUAGACCGCGUCUUUUCGUCCUCCCAGCCCAAUCUAUGCUGCUCGGCCGCCGAGCCGCUGGAGCCGGCCGGCGAGUCCGGCUCCGCCCUGCGCCGCCUGCGGGAGCACCUGCUCCCCCAAGGCAAGGGGCCACCGCCCACCCGCCGCCCGGAGCCCGCCACCGGCUGUGAGGGGUCGGCGGGUGGCAGGGAGGGGCGCCGGCCCGGGGCCCACCUGUCCCACCAGAAGAGCUCCUCGCUGCCCAGCACCGCCUGCCUGGAGCAGCUGCUGCAGGGCUCGUCCGCCGCCGGCAGGAUCCAGGACCAGCGGACGGAGGACGGCGACAGCAGCGCGAGAACUAAUUCAUUUGGAAGUAGUAAUACAGAUUUCCCCCCUGGGGAGCCCGUAAUAUACUGGUUGGACGUUACUCUAAGAAGAGGACAGAAUCUAGCUGCACGGGACCGUGGAGGAACAAGUGAUCCAUAUGUCAAGUUCAAACUUGGAGGAAAAGAAGUAUUUAGAAGUAAAACAGUACACAACCUCAAUCCUGUGUGGGAAGAAAAAGCUCACAUUCUCAUAGAUAACCUAAGAGAACCAUUGUAUAUAAAGGUAUUUGAUUAUGACUUUGGACUUCAAGAUGACUUCAUUGGUUCGGCAUUUUUGGAUCUCACGUCUUUGGAAUUAAACAGGCAAACAGAUGUUACCUUGAGUCUGAAGGAUCCUCAUUACCCUGACCAUGAUCUGGGAAGUAUAUUCCUGUCAGUUCUGUUGGCUCCAGGAGACCAGCGCGAAGUGACAAUGCUAAUGAGGAAGAGUUGGAAAAGAUCAAGUAAGUUUCAGACCCAGAGCUUACGUCUCUCAGACCUGCACAGAAAGUCUCAAUUAUGGAGAGGGAUAGUUAGUGUUACCUUAAUAGAAGGUCGUGAACUUAAGGCGAUGGAUGCAAAUGGGCUCAGUGAUCCUUAUGUGAAGUUUCGUUUGGGACAUCAGAAAUACAAGAGCAAGAUUGUUCCAAAAACUUUGAAUCCUCAGUGGAGGGAGCAGUUUGACUUUCAUCUCUAUGAAGAACGAGGUGGAAUUAUUGAUAUUACCGUGUGGGACAAAGAUGUUGGCAAAAGGGAUGAUUUCAUUGGCAGGUUUGGGGAGGAUUUUCUGCUAUGUUCCAGUACAAUUUGCUGUGCUGGUGUAAUUCUUUACAUUGAUGAUAGUCCAAUGAUGAUGUUCCAUAACAUCAGUGAUGUGGGAUUUCUUCAGGUGAAGGUCAUCAGGGCAGAAGCAUUGAUGGCAGCUGAUGUCACAGGUAAAAGUGACCCAUUUUGUGUAGUUGAAUUGAACAAUGACAGAUUGCUGACACAUACUGUCUACAGGAACCUCAAUCCAGAAUGGAACAAAAUCUUCACAUUCAAUAUAAAGGACAUCCACUCAGUGCUUGAAGUGACAGUUUAUGACGAAGACCGCGAUCGAAGUGCUGACUUUCUAGGCAAAGUUGCUAUACCAUUGCUGUCCAUUCAAAAUGGUGAACAGAAAGCCUACGUCUUGAAAAACAAGCAGCUGACAGGGCCAACAAAGGGGGUCAUCUAUCUUGAAAUAGAUGUGAUUUUUAAUGCUGUGAAAGCCAGCAUACGAACUUUAAUGCCCAAAGAACCAAAGUACAUUGAAGAGGAAGACAGACUGUCUAAACAGCUACUGUUAAGGAACUUCAUCCGGAUGAAGCAUUGUAUCAUGGCUCUUGUUACUGCUGCCUGCUAUAUUAGCAGUUGUUUUGACUGGGAUUCUCCACCAAGAAGUCUCGCCGCUUUUUUGCUUUUUCUUUUUGUGGUCUGGAACUUUGAGCUCUACAUGAUACCACUGGCUUUGUUGUUGCUGCUGGCAUGGAACUACUUCUUGAUCAUAUCAGGAAAAGAUAACAGGCAACAUGAUACAGUAGUGGAGGACAUGCUAGAGGACGAGGAAGAAGAGGAUGACAGAGAUGACAAGGACAGUGAAAAGAAAGGAUUUAUGAAUAGACUUUAUGCCAUUCAGGAGGUGUGUGUCACUGUCCAGAAUAUCCUAGAUGAAAUCGCUUCCUUUGGUGAAAGGAUCAAGAAUACAUUCAACUGGACUGUCCCAUUUCUGAGCUGGCUGGCAAUUGUUGCCCUCUCUGUCUUCACCGUCAUCCUGUAUUUCAUUCCACUGAGAUACAUUGUCCUUGUCUGGGGCAUCAAUAAAUUUACAAAGAAGAUUCGAAAUCCAUAUGCAAUUGAUAACAAUGAGCUACUUGAUUUUCUGUCCAGAGUCCCUUCUGAUGUGCAAGUGAUGCAAUACCAUGAACUGAAACAAGAUCCUACUCACAGCCCAAGCAAGAGAAAGAAAAACAAUCCUGCCUAGCCAACUUCAUGUGUUGAAGAGACCAGCAUCUGCCAGGCGAAGAAAAAAGAGCAAGUCUAAGAAGUGUUUACUUUCUCUAAGCUUUUUAUUUAUCUUGCCUUUUUAUCUGGUGGGGAGAUUUUGUAACAGUAUUAAAAGGUGUUUCUCAUGGAAAAUCUAUUUCUCAUUGUAAAGACAUUUGUUUCAAGUAGGGCUUUUGCCAUUUUAAAGCCUUGUUAGAAACGAGGUAGCACAUUAAAUGAGUGAAUCUAAAAUUAAGAAUAUAUUCUGCUACUUGGUGGUCAAAAAUACUUGAGAUAGUCAAAUCAUGCCAACAAAACCUACAAAACAUUUAACUUUAAAUCUGACUCAGAAAUUUCUCAGAUUUUAUUUGUGAGCAUUCAUAUUUUUAUCCAGUAAGUCAUCAUUACAAUUUUCUAUGUUUUAUAUAUUGCAAGAGAAAUACAAUGGAGUGGAGCCUACUGCACUUAAGUUUCAGCAGAUUUUUUUUAAAUUUCAGACCCUCAUGUUAACUCCCAGUGCAACAUUUUUCUAUGUGGUAGGGGUGCUUAUAAGACAGUGAGAAACACCAAGUGCAAAUCUCUUUCUGGAGUUCCCAAAAGCAGUUCCUGCUGUCUUUAUCAUUCCAUUGUAAGACCUAAAAAUAUCUGUUUCAAAAUACUGCCAGGUUUGUAACUGACUGCCUAUCAUAUUUUUCUACAUGUACCAGUAGCCUUCAUUUGUACUACAUAGCUUAGCUCUAAUGGGUCAAACUAACUCCAUACUGCUUUGGGUGUCAUGGUAUGAACACUUUUUGUGCACAUAACUAUUUUAAUAUGGAUAUCUUGCAGAAAGGGUUUUUCAUCCAAGUCACAAGGUCAUAUUAAUAUGCUUUAUGGUAUAACAUUACCUGUUACCAAUGUGAAAUACUGUGUAGAGGAAAAAAAUGCAGUUGUGGUAAAACUGAUAUACCAGGGGUUUUUCCUUAGUUAAUAACGUCAGUUCUUCUGAUAUGAUCUUUCCCUACUGCAUGGAAACUGCAUUAUCUUAUAAAUUACAUGGAACAUAGAUGAGAAACAUUUACAUUUCAAAUGUCUUAGUGGCCACUGCAUAACGAGUACUUGGGGAUAUAUUCUGGUAGCUGCAUGCAGACUUCCAUACUCAGCUCCCCACAUAGUGAGCAGAGACUCGUUCCUGAGGGACUACCUGUGCACAGCUCCUCAUUAUAGUUCCCAGAGACAUUAAAGGGGAUUUUUUGCCCAGGGGAGAGUGACAGGACUGCAUCCUCAAGGGGGGCUGUGGUCCUCUCUGGAUUACCUCUCACUGGUUGCAAUUGCAGAUAAAGUUAAAUUGCACUACUCUAAAAAUACUUUUUGAAAAGUCUGUUUAGAAAUACUUUGCAAGCACAUGUGAAUAUGUAUUCAUCCAAAGAAAUAUGUGUUAGCUGCACUGCUCAUGAAGGAUCUUCCUGGAUACCUUUAUUUUGCAGAUAAAAUGAUAGCCAAGUUCUUACGUGACAGUUACUCUGAUCCUUCUGUUUGUGUAUUUAAAAGAAUGUCAAUCAAACGAAUGGUCUGCAGAAAGCCUUGGACCUAAACAAGCUCUUCCUACAUAAUGACUUUGAAAGUGUGUCAUUUUGCAGCUUGUAUAACCUUUUGGCUGUAUCCUACCUGAAGAGCAACAUAUUGUUGGUGAAGUCAGAAGCACUGGUCAGCCUAUUUUGUUUAAAAAAAAAAAAAAAAGUGACUCAACAAGAUGUGAAUUUUGUUGCCUGUUGUCAGUUUUGAAUGUUUCUUUAAUACACUGCAAGCCUUGUAUCUUCUUGCCCACCAGCCUGCGUGUGAUUUCUUCUUGUCUUUUUUUUGUACACAAUUUCAAAUGUCUACUUUGGUGGUAAUAUCUGAGCUGGUUAUGCACGUUUCCUGCAUUAAAAACACUUCUAAACAUCAUUA
Messenger RNA from Hirundo rustica (Barn swallow), 4526 nucleotides. It is a transcript of the gene MCTP1, whose product is annotated as multiple C2 and transmembrane domain containing 1. The record is from RefSeq and is a predicted model, not a curated record. Lineage: Eukaryota; Metazoa; Chordata; Aves; Passeriformes; Hirundinidae. Gene Ontology annotation, cellular component: synaptic vesicle membrane. Gene Ontology annotation, molecular function: calcium ion binding. Gene Ontology annotation, biological process: regulation of neurotransmitter secretion.